CCUCCGUCCUUAGUCAGUGAUGUAGUGUUGUGGCGUUCGUCCUCUGUUCAAUUACCUUCGCGUGACAUUGACGAUUGCAUCAUACGAUCGAAGAAGUAUCUAUCAGUGUUGUCUUAUCGUUGACUCGAUUUCGUAUCAGAAGUCUUCGUUUGACGAGUUUGAUAAAUCUUUCAUAAAAACAGAAACGCGUAUAAAUUUUUAAUUCGUUUUUCAUGGGAACGCAAUAAAAAAUUUUGGAAACUUUUGUUUUGGUGAAAGUGUGGUUUAUUUUGGAGUGCAUUAUGACGGCGUAUCCCAUUGAAUUUGGUUGUCUUUAAAAACGUGAGUUUCAAAUAUACAAAAUAUAAAAGUAUCCAAAGUUCCAACCAGCUACAACCAAGUAUACUUGAAAAAAGCAUCAUAUUUACUUAGAAAAGAAACAUCUCAGGACGAGGCGUAGGAUGGGCCCGACCGCGCGAGCAGUCGUCCUACACUGAAGAGGAGGAGCUCCCCUAAAGAAGAGAGAGAAGGAGGAAGGAACGAAGGAUGCCUGCCUCGCAGACCGCCGCCACAGAGCGGCGAAACGAGAGGAUGAUCACACACGAGCCGCCAAAAUUAAAAACGACCCUGAAAACGCCUCCUAAACAAGCGACCAACCCUCUUCAGUUUGUUAAAGUUGGACCAUGCUCUUUAUAUCGUACAGCUCAAGAACAAUUGCAAAAAGUCCAGGAAGUGAAGAAAAUAAAACAAGAAGUUCGUGAUGAUCCCGAGGAUUGGCAAUCGAAUCUGGACAAUUGGAAGAGUAGUCGAAGGAAGCGUCAGGAACACAUCAUUGAGCGUGUAGUCGAAGUUAAGAAACUCGAACUGGAGGAACACGAUCGACAGCGUCGUCGGAGCAAGACUUUCUCAGAAAUGAUGGAAGAGAGAGGCAGUAGGGGUCGGAAACUGAGCAUCAGCUUAGCCAUGUACCACGAGGAAGAUGCCAAUGAUCUGAGUGACCUUGGUAUAGGAACCAGCAGCGGAAAGAGCUCGGUUAGCGGCGAUACGCACGAUGACACGCACAGUGUCUUGAGCGACAGAGAUAGUGAAAUAGAGAAGAAUCACUCGGACGUGGAUAAUGUGGCAAGCGAGAGCGUGAUCCACAACGACAUCACGACAUCAUCAGCGACCACAACAGCGUCAGCGACAACGACGACGACGACGACGAAGAAACCAUUCGGGAACGGGUUUCACAAUAGCAACCAUAGUCACAACAAUCAGGAGUACGAUUCAGCGACAACAGCGACGAUCAGCUCCCCAGAACCAGAGGAAUAUACGUACGAGGGUGCGAUUCGCGGUUACGUGUCUCGAGUGUCUCAAAAUAUACCAAGGCGAUCAUUGGUCAACCUGGACUCAAAACUCGACAGCACCAAGUCAUCAACGAACGGUUCAAAGACGAGUUUAAACGACGAAGGUAAAUCCACCAUACCGGUGGUGAAGGUCGAUAUCCUAAAGAGGCGAGAGAUCUUCGAGAAAGCCUCGCAGAAGAACACCGAGAACAAAACAAACAAUAGGCUCUCCGGAGAUUUUACCGGCACGAAAUCUAUCAAGGAACGACUAUCGAACCUAGAAAAACAGAAACACGAGUCGGAGCAUAUCGACAAGAUCACGAAUAAAGCGUUAAACAGACUGUCCGGUGACAUGAGCUCGAUCCGUGAAAGAUUAUCUCAUUUGGAGAAGCAGACGUCGGAAAGAGAGAACAAAAGUUCUGCGUAUCGUAAGCUGAGCACCGAAGAAUUAGAGACAGUCAGACCGCUACGGGAUAGAUUGUCCACUUUGGAAAAAUAUAGCAGCAGCGACGAGUCAUCGGCACCUGGCAGUACCGCUCACGAGUUACGACACAAUGGCGAGCUGUCCGCCAGAUCGAUAAAGGAUCGUUUGAGCGCCUUGGACGCGGCCAGGAGCAAAGAAUCAGCCGAUAAGAGAUCAUCCUCCGUAGGAAAGCACUCGUUGUGCUUCCGGGAUCAAGAGAACAGAAUUGAUACCUCGACUCCUAGUGAGAGAAGCUCGUCGCCUGACUCAGAGUAUCGCGUGCCAAGAGCCGCCUUCCAUAGAAGCCUGGAUUCUCUGGACGCAGACGCUUCCAGCGGUCCCGACACGUUCGAAAGGGUGCAAAGCUUGGAGGAACUCGAUUACGGCAGACGUUAUCCGGCGUCGUCGUCAUCUGCCGAAUUGUUAAACGAUACCGAUCGCGAGGAUUCAGGGAUCCACACGGCUGAUGUCAGCUGCUCCGUGAGUCAAGCGGACGAACCAGUCGAUGAGGACAUCGUGCACGCUAGCACGAUUAUCGAGCGACAGGAGGUGAUCGAGGAGAAACCGGAGGAAUCUCGCGACGUCGAGACAACGAACGUAACUGUCGUUGAACAGCAAAGCGCCGCUGUAUCUGUGAACGAGAUCUCGACGACUUCUGCCAGCCAACCUGACGCAGUAGUAACAAAGAAGGGUACUGCUGACACUUCUGGGGAACUGUCGACUAACAAAUCACAAUCGCAGGCACACAUAGAAGUUACUAACUCUAGUACACUUCGUUCUUAUCCUGCUACGAGUCGCCCGAUCGUGUAUCAAAGUCCCAAAGUACCUCCGCGACGAUCACCUCCCGAUAUGCUUCCCAAACCAAAGUUGCCUAGCCCCAAAGAACAUUUAGAAACUAAAACAGAUUCUCUGCCCGCUAAAGAAUCGAACUCUGUCGCGUGCAGCAGCAAACUUUACGCGAACGAGCAGGAUCCGAAAUUCGCUGUCGACGAAAAGGUUCAGGAUGCCUCAAAAGAGGAUUCAACCAAAGUUACGGCUUCGUCUCCAGUACCAUUAGACUCUGCCGUUAUAGACACUUGUUCACUGUCACCUGUUAGAGUGGCAGCCGUUCCAACGAACCUUCAAUUAGAGUCUACCGCUACCUCAGCUUCGAACUGUAUCGCGAAAGAAGUUCCAAAGACUAUAACGACACCAGUCACGUCUCCACGGGCAGCAUCCAAGAUUCCCACUCCGCUUCCUCGAAAAACGAUAGGCACUAAAUCAUCCCCCACCAGUUCUACCUCCUCUCUGAGUCCGCCCAUUUCACCAUCCUCCUCUAAAACACCAUCAUUAAAAGCUAGAACGUCAAACGUUAAGAGUCCAACCAAUCAGUUGUCUUGUCCGCAAUUUCCAAAAGCAUCAGAGAUACCAAUCCCCGUUGGUUCUAAUAUAUCAUGUAACUCGAAUAUUCCCCUGUCACCAUCCUCGAAUCUCGAACAAACACCAUUGGCAUCCUUCAGCACCAAACAUAUCUCGUCCCCAACGUUCAGCACGAAACACCAGGUGACGGUGGGUGAAGAGACACUGCCUGCAGAAAAACGCCGAACGGUGAUGGAAAUUUGCGAAAAGGUGGUGGUACCUCAGGGCAAGACACCUACGACAUCUCCAGUGACGCCAUUCAUCACCGUGGAUCGCGUCAAUGAGAAGCCGAGCUCAGCGACCGAGGAACCGAUCGUUAUCGAGAAAGCGGACGACGAGGAGGCAGCGGCGAUUUGCCAGCCGAGCCCGCCAGUCGAACACGAAGAGCACGAGGAAAAGGAAGUGACGAUGAACGGGAAGAUCGAGCAGUACGAGCUACCGGCACGAAACUCGAUCAAGGAGUCGAUCGACGUGCACGAUGCACCUGAAAGCAAGCCGUCCGCAAACGUCCCUGUGCCUGUGCCUGAAAGACCGACGACCUUGACCAUCGGCAAACCGGAAAUCGCCAAGAUGGAUACGAUGAGCCUUCUUAGCCCCAUAUCACCCAUGUCUAAACAGAUUUUGCCACUAAAUUUAUCAAGCGACGAGGAAAUAGUCGCCGGUUUGGCGUUUCCUCUGGGGCCACCAACCAGCGUGGAGCCUCCGAAAGAGAAACCACCACCACCACCAGUGGACAUCAGCGACGAAGAAAACCUUCCAGUGGAACCUCUAAAAAGAUUGAAUUCUACUCGCAGAAUAAAGAAGGAACUACGCACGCGGCGCUCUGAUUUUCUUGGAAUCGAAGGGGUAAACGAUGACGAGCUGGAACGCGAAUUGACUCUAACAAAGCCACCAGACAUGGCUGCGAUUCUAGCGGAGGAAAGACGCAUCGAACAGCUACAUCGUCGCUCGUACGACACAGACAGCAACUAUGAGCAGGAUUCCAGCCACGAAAGAGAUUCAGGGGUCGAACUGGGUCAUGUCGAAGAUUGGACGAAGCAACCGGUCAGCCCCGAUAUGUCUCAACAUAGCCGCCAAAGCAGUGAACCAUUCGGCGCCAGCGUCACCUCUUCCGAAGAAGACGAGAUCACAAAAAAAGAAAGGGAGAUCAUCGAGGUCCUUGAGAAAGAGGAACAGUGGCGGUACGGCAACAAUCGUGAGCUGAACAGUGACUUGGGCGAGAAAUUGGCGCACAAACUGCGCGAGCUCGAAGAAGAGAAGAUGCAACUAGAACGGGAACGCGCCCAGGAAGCGGCCUUACGUCGGCAGGAAGAGACACUAAGGAAGAACGAGGACAACAUGCGCAAGCAGGAGGAGACGUUGCGGAAACAACAGCAGGAGGAGACCGCGAGGCAACAGGAAGCGGCGAGGGCUGAAGCAGAGGCGAAGCGUGCCGAAGAGAAGAGACAAGAAGAGGAGUUGAGGGCGCAGGCAGAACAGCUCAGGAUUCAAAAUGAGAUCCAGGAGGAGAGAAGAGUAGCUGAUGCUCGUCGCAUAGAAGAGAAACGUAUCAGGGCCAUGGAGAGCCAAAUUCGUGAACAAGAGAACACGUCAUUGGUUGGUGCUGGUUUGAACGACGAAGAAGACGAAUUUGCUUCCGGGGAAGUCCUCAGAGUGGAAAGGGAGUUGCUGCAGUUAGAACAAGAAGAAUUAAAGCGCCAACGAAACAACCUGGCGUAUCGCGAACAAAAGCAGCUUAAAUUGGCAGAACAAUUGCAAGAACAAUGGAAAUCCUUGCAAGAUGUCGCGCAUACAUCUGCGAACAAUAUCCAACAGUUCAAGAGUCAACCAUCGGUGAAUUAUAGAUCGUCGAUGCCAAAUCUUCAACUUCAAGACGUGCAAAGAAGAAGACCUCCGCCUCCUCCUAUACCACCAGCCAAACCGCUGCGUUUAAUAGAACAGAGGCAAAGGGACGUUACCAUCAGGAGCAGCAGAAUUCCGUCAGCAGAUUCGAUCCCUCAGCAAGUGGACGCUCCUUUGCGACACAGUGCAUCGGUUACGACGCUUGCGAGCCAUGCUGGUCAACAGAUGAGUAGGCAAACGUUGCAAGCUCUCAGUGCAGUUCCUCGACCACGAAUCGUUCAAGGCGAUCAAUGGGUUCAACGAAGGAAAAGCGACGUACCACGAGGCGCUCACGAUUUAAAUUACCAGCACUGGCUUAUUCAGGAAGCAGAACAAAGAAGGAUUAGUGAAAAGAAUCAACGAUCGCCACCGCGGAAACCUCAAAUGCACGUAACAGGGACGUCGGUUCCUUAUGCUAUGGCUCCUACCAGGUCAGAUAGUAAACCACUGCCUGACUCUAUCAUACAAACCCUUACGCAAAGAGUGCAGAACAGAGCGCAGGAGAAACCUCUUCCGCCAAGAAGAAGAUUAGAACAUAGUACCAGCCAGGAGCAUCUUUCUGCGUUGCAACAUCAACCGCAGCAACAUGUUAUGCAGCCUCAAAAACCUCAGCAACCGCCUGCAAUAAAUAACGAGAAUCAGGAGAAAAUGUUAAGCGUCAGUGGGAAAAAAAAAUGCUCGCAUUGUGGAGAUGAAUUAGGUCGAGGCGCUGCGAUGAUUAUCGAAAGUUUGCGGCUGUUCUAUCACAUGGAAUGUUUCAAAUGCUGCGUGUGUCAUGUUCGGCUCGGUGACGGAUUAAUGGGAACAGACGUGCGCGUUAGGAAUCAAAAGCUUCACUGCCAUAACUGCUACUCCAGUGACGACGGUGUCAAGUUCAGUUGCGUGUGAAACCAAAACCAAACAGUAGUUAAUGGGACCACAUUGACUAACUUGAAUAUAGCAUCGUUCAGCUAUAUUUUAUAAGUUAUAGUUGAUCAUUUAGCUACCGGUGAUACGCGACCGCGGCACCAACUCUUUUCUGUACAUAAAAGUCUGACAAACGGUACGAGCGAGAAGCAAAAUGGACGGUGGAGUUCCCCGUCUUACGUAAGGUAUUCCUACGUGCGCUUUAAUUAAAAAAAAAAAAAAUGGAAUCAAGAUUCUUUUUCACGUAACACGCCGACUUCUUUUCAAUCGACUAACCAUUAGGACGUACAGAGAGCAACAUGUAAAUAAACGUGUAUUUAUGUAAUUAGCAUAAUAAUAGGGAAAUAAAAUUCAGUGAAUUGAGAAAUCGAAAAAAUGGCAGCUGUCGACACACUGAAAAAAAAAUGUGUCGAUUUUGUGUGGAUUUAGCGAAAUAUCGGCGAACGAUUCAUAUGUAUAUUUUUGUAAUAUAGUUACUCCGUGUGGUAUUUAUGAGAGAAAAUCCCUUUGAUGUGUGACGGCUAUAAUACGAAACUCACCCCCCUCUCCUUUUUCUAAUCCUUUGAGAUACUUGUCUCUUAUUUUGUUCACUGUUUUUUUUCUCUCUAAUUUUUCUUCUAAAUGCUUACAAAUCAGUAGAUGAUUUCAAUCAAAUGAAAUAACACAAGCCUCUGUAUUUCACAAGCGAUCAUUUAGAUUCUAGUUGAUUAUUAUGGUAGUACAGCGCCAUUAACUGUAAAGCUGCAUAACGAGAUGCAAUUAGGCUCGAGUUUUGUGUUCUUUCUUUCCCUUCACUGUGACGAAAUAACAAAGAAAAAAUAUGAAAAAUGCUCGAUGCGUCGCGCGACUCGACGACGAUUACUUUUUGUUACCCCUUUGAUCGAUAAUAAUCGUUGUGUGCAACCGUCAUAUCGCAUCGCAUACGCAUACUUGCUAUUGUGAAAUAUUGUAUGAUAUGUGUCUCAUGUUAUUGCGAACAUGUAAUUUUAUAUUAUUGAGAAUAAAUGUUUAUUAUAGCGAUAAA
Molecule: messenger RNA, 6979 nt
Organism: Bombus pascuorum
Lineage: Eukaryota; Metazoa; Arthropoda; Insecta; Hymenoptera; Apidae
Gene: smash
Product: LIM domain only protein 7
Exons: 18
Coding region: 526-5937 (1803 amino acids)
Biological process (GO): regulation of focal adhesion assembly; positive regulation of stress fiber assembly
Cellular component (GO): stress fiber
Molecular function (GO): myosin II head/neck binding
Source: RefSeq, a predicted model, not a curated record